This is a messenger RNA of Protopterus annectens (West African lungfish), 1554 nucleotides long. RefSeq names its product regucalcin (gene RGN). Gene Ontology annotation, molecular function: calcium ion binding; gluconolactonase activity; enzyme regulator activity. Gene Ontology annotation, biological process: L-ascorbic acid biosynthetic process. Bases 350 to 1249 code for a protein of 299 amino acids. Lineage: Eukaryota; Metazoa; Chordata; Ceratodontiformes; Protopteridae. The transcript is spliced from 7 exons. The record is from RefSeq and is a predicted model, not a curated record.
GUAAUAACAUAAUCCGUAUUAACACACUAAUUUGCAAUAAAGUUAAGUAUUCCUACUAAUUUGGGACAUAAGGCUAAGACUCGUUGGGAGUAAUUGGUAAAGUAAAUGUGUACAUUGAGCUUCCAGUACUUUUCGGUUGUACCGCUAUUAAACAAUAUGCUGACUUGGUGAGUUUUCCGUGUGACUACAGCUGUCACGAGGCAGUGUGGGCGGGACUUUUGUCACUUAGUGUACUUUUAUAUGACAGGACAGGAGUGCCCAUUUACCAAAGAACGAAAGGGCAACGACUUUGCUCUUGCACAUUGAAAAGCCAGGAUCGUCCUUAUUUGCCUGUGUUUGCAGAAAGAAAAUGUCUUCCAUUAAGAUUGAAUGUGUUGUUGAUGAAAGAAACAAAAUUGGAGAGUCACCUGUGUGGGAAGAAAAAGAAGGCACUCUGCUGUAUGUGGAUAUCCAAGAAAAGCAAGUGAAAAGAUGGGAUGCAGCCAGUGGUCAUGUACAAACUGUAAAUGUUGGUGCCCACGUUGGCUCAGUGGUCCCGAGGAAAUCAGGAGGAUAUAUAUUAGCCCUUGGAACACGCUUUGCUUUCUUGGAUUGGGAGAAGAAAAAAGUAACAGACAUCAUUAGUGUUGACCAGGACAAGGCCAACAACAGGUUUAAUGAUGGAAAAGUGGACCCAGCAGGAAGGUUUUUUGCAGGAACCAUGUCUAUGGAGAUCCGUCCUGCUGAAGUGGAAAGGCAUCAGGGGUCCCUAUACACUCUCCAUGCAGACCAUUCUGUUGUGAAACAUUUUGAUCAAGUGGAUAUUUCUAAUGGCUUGGACUGGUCACCUGACCACAAACACUUCUAUUAUGUAGACAGUUUAUCUUACCGUGUGGAUGUGUUUGAUUAUGAUAUUAAUUCUGGCAGCAUAUGUAAUCGCAGAGUAUUGUAUAAAAUGGAGGAAGAUGAAGGCAUUCCUGAUGGAAUGACCAUUGACAGUGAAGGAAAACUAUGGUUGGCAUGUUAUAAUGGAGGAAGAGUCAUCCGGAUUGAUCCUGAAACAGGUAAACGGAUUCAAACUGUGACGCUACCUGUGGACAAGACCACUUCCUGUUGCUUUGGUGGCAAAGAUUAUUCUGAAAUGUAUGUGACAUCAGCUUGUUUAGGAAUGGAUGAUAAAUGGAUGGCAAAGCAACCCCAGGCUGGAGGGAUAUUUAAGAUCACUGGACUUGGGGUGAAAGGGAUUCCACCGUAUGCAUUUGCUGGUUAAUCAUUCACUUUGUUGGGCUCAACAACAGGUCAUCUUCCAUUUCCUACAGCAGCCAACACAUCAUUCAGUACAGAAAUGAAGAAAGAUACCACUUUUACUGUGAAGCAACUAAUUUUACAUUCCUACAGCAUAGCCUGUAAUGGUGAUUGUGUUUUUUUAUAUAGAGUCAUUCUCACUACUAGUCUCUACAUUAUGACAUAAUCAUUUUUAAAUGUGUUUUACUGACAAAGACUUGGAAGAAAUAGUUCAAGAACAUGCUACUGAAACAUCAUCAAAAACAAAUAAAUAUUUUAUUAUUCAUUCAA